Molecule: messenger RNA, 3078 nt
Organism: Vigna angularis (adzuki bean)
Lineage: Eukaryota; Viridiplantae; Streptophyta; Magnoliopsida; Fabales; Fabaceae
Exons: 5
Coding region: 1-3078 (1025 amino acids)
Biological process (GO): DNA integration
Molecular function (GO): nucleic acid binding; RNA-DNA hybrid ribonuclease activity
Source: RefSeq, a predicted model, not a curated record
AUGCCCGGUUUGGAUACCGAUAUUGUGCAGCAUAAACUCCCUCUUAAACCAGAAUGCCUCCCGGUCAAACAGAAACUAAGAAGAAUGAAACCGGAGAUGUCCUUGAAAAUCAAGGAAGAAGUAGAGAAACAAUUUGAUGCAGGAUUUUUGGCUGUGGCAAAAUACCCGCAAUGGGUGGCGAACGUCGUACCAGUACCCAAGAAAGAUGGUAAAGUUCGGAUGUGCGUUGAUUACCGUGAUUUGAAUCGUGCAAGUCCAAAAGACAAUUUCCCACUACCGCACAUCGACACUCUAGUUGAUAAUACAGCCAAGUUUUCACUAUUUUCGUUCAUGGAUGGUUUCUCGGGAUAUAAUCAGAUCAAGAUGGCACCUGAAGACAUGGAAAAGACUACCUUUAUCACAUUAUGGGGAACAUUUUGUUAUAAGGUGAUGUCUUUUGGGCUCAAGAAUGCUGGGGCAACAUAUCAAAGGGCGAUGGUGACACUUUUUCAUGAUAUGAUGCACAAAGAGAUCGAAGUGUAUGUGGAUGACAUGAUUGCUAAGUCUGAAUCAGAAGAAAAGCAUAUUCUCAACUUAAGGAAAUUAUUUGAAAGACUGAGAAAGUUUAAACUCAGGUUAAACCCCGCUAAAUGCACGUUCGGAGUAAAAUCUGGAAAAUUGCUAGGUUUUAUUGUUAGCCAAAGGGGGAUAGAAGUGGAUCCUGACAAGGUACGAGCAAUAGUAGAGAUGCCUGCCCCUAGGACAGAAAAAGAGCACGAAGAAGAUGGGAAAAUAGAGCAUGCUAUAUAUUAUUUGAGCAAGAAGUUCACAGACUGCGAAAAGCGAUAUUCGUCGUUAGAGCGAACUUGUUGCGCAUUGGCAUGGGCUGCUCAUCGUUUAAGGCAGUAUAUGUUAAGUCACUCUACCUGGUUGAUAUCUAAGAUGGAUCCCAUCAAGUAUAUUUUUGAAAAGCCCGCUCUUACUGGAAGAAUAGCUCGGUGGCAGGUGCUAUUGUCAGAAUAUGACAUCGUAUACGUCACUCAAAAAUCUGUCAAGGGCAGUGCGUUAGCAGAAUACCUGGCUCAUCAACCCAUCAGUGAUUAUCAGCCAAUGCAACCCGAAUUUCCCGAUGAAGAUAUCAUGGCUCUAUUCGAAGAAAACGGAAAAAUUCGAGGCGAAGAAACGUGGAUAUUAUUAUUUGACGGAGCCUCGAAUGUGAUGGGGCAUGGCAUAGGGGUAGUUCUUAUCUCUCCAGAGCGGCAGUACACGCCAAUGACAGCGACGUUGUGUUUUAAUUGCACAAAUAACAUUGCAGAAUAUGAGGCUUGCGCUAUGGGUAUUCGAGCGGCAAUAGAGUCCAAAGUGAAAAUUCUGGACGUAUAUGGGGAUUCAACUUUAGUCAUCCACCAAUUAAAGGGAGAAUGGGAAACUAGGGAUGCAAAAUUAAUCCCUUACCAAGCAUACAUCAAGGGAUUAAUGAUGUAUUUUGACGUCAUCACAUUUAACCACCUACCGCGGGAAGAUAACCAAUUAGCAGACGCGUUGGCUACUUUGUCAUCCAUGUUUGAAGUUGACCAAGAUGCAGAGUUACCAAUGAUUGAAAUGAACAGCCAUGCGGAGCCAGCAUAUUGUCACCUCAUCGAGGAAGAGGUAGAUGGUAAACCCUGGUUGGCUGGCAGCUUUAUCUUGAAUGGGGAUAUUUUAUACAAGAGAAAUCAUGACAUGGUUCUCCUCAGAUGUGUGGAUGCAAAGGAAGCCGAGCUGAUAUUGAAAGAAGUGCACGAAGGUACAUUUGGCACCCACAUGAAUGGGCACUCAAUGGCCAGGAAGAUCUUGAGAGCUGGUUACUUCUGGUUGACCAUGGAAAAUGAUUGUUGUACACACGUGAGAAAGUGCGAGAAAUGUCAGAUGUUUGAAGACAAUAUGAAUGUACCGCCCACGACCUUGAACGUAUUAUCUGCACCAUGGCCAUUUUCGAUGUGGGGGAUAGAUGUUAUUGGGGCUAUAGAGCCAAAAGCUUCAAAUGGACACCGCUUCAUACUAGUCGCAAUUGAUUAUUUCACCAAGUGGGUCGAGGCCGUUUCUUAUGCCAAUGUGACUAGAAAGGUGGUGACCAAAUUCAUAAAAAGGGAGUUGAUCUGUAGAUACGGGCUACCUAACAAGAUUAUCACUGAUAAUGCCACCAACCUGAACAACCGGAUGAUGACGGAGUUAUGUGAGGAGUUCAAAAUUCAUCAUCUUAAUUCUUCUCCUUACCGUCCAAAAAUGAAUGGGGCAGUAGAGGUUGCUAAUAAGAAUAUCAAGAAGAUUGUACAAAAGAUGGUGGUCACCUAUAAAGAUUGGCAUGAAAUGCUUCCUUUUGCUUUACAUGGAUAUCGUACAUCAAUACGAACAUCAACUGGGGCAACACCUUUCUCACUUGUGUAUGGGAUGGAAGCAGUACUUCCAUUUGAGGUGGAAAUCCCAUCUUUACGAGUUUUAAUGGAAACACAAUUAGAGGAAGCUGAGUGGGUUCAAACUCGGUUUGACCAGCUCAAUCUCAUCGAAGAAAAGAGACUAACAGCAGCAUGCCACGGACAAUUAUACCAAAGAAGGAUGAAAAAGGCUUUCGACAAAAGGGUGCGCCCAAGGGAGUUCCAUGAAGGCGAAAUGGUGCUAAAAAAGAUUUUACCUACACAAAAGGAUCACAGGGGCAAAUGGACCCCAAAUUAUGAAGGGCCAUUUGUAGUAAAGAAGGCAUUCUCUGGAGGGGCGUUAAUCCUCACAAGGAUGGACGGAGAAGAGUUACCUUUACCGGUUAAUUCUGAUGCGGAAAAGCUUAUGCAGAAGGUAGUGUCCAAGGAGAACAUUGUAGACUCCUUUUUAAGAGUAUCAGGAGAACGGACCAAAGGGUCCUCUAUGGGAGGAGAUCUCAUCCUCGACGAGGAAGCUCGGUACAACCGAAACGCAAAAAGGUGCAAAGAGAAGUGGGAGAACAUCAACAAGUACUUCAAGAAAGUGAAGGAAAGCAACAACCAGUUGGACGCGCUAUACAAGAAGAAGAGCAAGGUAGAGGGCGUGACGACGGCGGUGAAGUGGAAAGCACGGUGGCGCCGCUGA